AUGGGUGUUCUUGAUCACGUCUCUGAAUAUUUCGAUUGCUCCCAUGGAAGCUCCAAGCGACACAAAAGUCUACAGACGGUGGAUGUGAGGGUUUUGAUAGAUUGCGAAGGAUGUGAGAGGAAAGUGAGAAGAGCCUUAGAAGGAAUGAAAGGAGUGAGAGAUGUAACCAUAGAGCCAAAUGCUCAGAAAGUGACAGUGGUCGGUUACGUUGAGGCAAACAAAGUGGUGGCUCGGAUCAUUCACCGGACCGGCAAGAGAGCCGAGCUUUAUCCUUUCGUUCCUUACGACGUUGUGGCUCAUCCUUAUGCCUCUGGUGUCUACGAUAACAGAGCUCCCACUGGCUACGUUAGGAACACCGAGUAUGAUCCACACGUGUCACGUCUCGCACGUGCUAGCUCCACUGAGGUUCGUUAUACUACGGCGUUUAGCGACGAGAACGCCUCCGCUUGUGUUAUCAUGUGA
Molecule: messenger RNA, 462 nt
Organism: Thlaspi arvense
Lineage: Eukaryota; Viridiplantae; Streptophyta; Magnoliopsida; Brassicales; Brassicaceae
Source: the annotation of a GenBank genome assembly